Molecule: messenger RNA, 5883 nt
Organism: Ustilaginoidea virens
Lineage: Eukaryota; Fungi; Ascomycota; Sordariomycetes; Hypocreales; Clavicipitaceae
Exons: 3
Coding region: 1-5883 (1960 amino acids)
Biological process (GO): proteasomal ubiquitin-independent protein catabolic process
Cellular component (GO): nucleus; cytosol
Molecular function (GO): peptidase activator activity; proteasome binding
Source: RefSeq, a predicted model, not a curated record
AUGGAUGAGAACAUUGGCUUGCAGCACGAGGGCUCGUUGGCUGGUCUGGCUGCAUCGCCUGCCUCCCACCUGCUCGCAAAUUUCCAAACCUACGACCCGAUAUCCCGAGCUAAUUCGCCUGGUGUUCCAUACCCCAAAGCUGAUGAAGACGACAAGAAGCGCUAUCGACCUCGCACAUUCGCCUACUUUCAACAGCUGCCCUUUGAGGUUGAGGAGGAGAAGGAACGUGAUGCUGCCCUGAACGGCAUUCUCAAACAGCUCUACAUUGCCAUCAAGGCAGAAGACUUCUCCCCGGGUGCUCUGCAUUGGACCCGUGAGCUGCAAGCUUGGCUGACACUCAAGUUUGAGAUGACGAGAGAGCUUCGAGCCAAGCUUGCACACCUGUACUAUUCGCUGGCGCUGGCGCCAGGCUUGGAUACCAACACUGCCGACCGCUUCCUGCGCAUGGUGUUGACCUUGACACGAAAAAAUCACUACCUCAAGCCCGGAGACGACCUUACUUUUGACUGGAAGCCGUUAUGGCACGAAGUCAAGGGCGUUGUUCUGCCUUCGGAAGUCCCCUCUCUCCAGAGCGGGCGGAGAAGACCUGCCAAACAGCUGUUGAAGCUUUGCACGCACGCCCACGCCUAUUUCGACCCCAGAGACCGACCCGCAAUGCUACAAGAGUUUCUCCCAUUCUUCAGCAUAAAUGAUAUGCCCAACGCCUUCAUUGUCGUGGGCCUGAUCAAUUCGUUUCUCCCUAGUCAUCCGGCACCCCAGAAGGACGUUGCCGCCCAGCCCCAAGAGUUUCUCCCGACUCUCUUUCACCUCUGGUCCAUCAUGAACAGGUCAAAAGUUGUCGAUAUCUGUCUUAUUGACUUGUUUUCCCGCCUUGCCCGAGACCACACCAACUGUAAACAUGUCCCCUUUGGAGCUCACGGCAUCUUUACGAAACCUCAAUCAGACCUUAUAUUUACAGCCAUCUUACGGUUGACCCAGAUCCCCGUUGGGCAAGCCAAUUCACCCUACACGGCUCUGGAUUACCUUGCUGGCGCAGGGGGGUAUUUGGAGAAGGACUCCAAAAAGCACCCGGUUCCGUACAUGAUGGCCCGCUUGAUUGUGAGCUCGCUUUCGCCGAGUUGCAUGGACCAAGAAGACUCCAUCAUGUCUAGCCUGGAGGGGUUGAUGGAAUCCAUCGAUACAUUUUUUCAUCCCUCGAACCAGGGAAACUGGACCAACAUGCUGGGUCAACUGACGCUGUAUCUGGCGGAAGCCUUUGUCUCGAGAUGGAAUCGUGAGCAGAGCUCGGAGCUAGACACGCCCGAGGGCCGCAAGAUCAGCCCGGCCUUGAAGAGGAGAUUCGUCGCCGCUUUGAAGGAGGUUACCUUUAUGGGGCUAUUUUCCAAGAGCAACCGCGUGUCAAACUGUUAUUACAAUGCUCUGCAAGGGCUCGCCUAUCUCGAGCCCGACCUGGUGCUCCCUGGCGCGCUGCAACGUUUCUACCCUAGUCUCCAAGGCCUUGUCGAGGUGCAUAGAACAACGUCGAGUCUAAACAGCCUUCAGAUGAUUGCGCACAUCAUGUCCAAGCUCAAGGGUUAUCGAUGUCACAUCACCGCGCUACUGGCAUUGGCUUUGCCAGGCAUUGAUGCCAAUGAUCUCAACAAGACCCAGUACACCCUCAACUUUAUCCAGAGCGUGGCCUACAGCAUACCCUUUAUGCCGCUGACAAGCAAAGACAGCCAUAUUCAUGACACCACUCUGGCCAUGCAGUGGGUCCAAGCCGAGAUGGAUCGAAUGGAGCGAGACGGCCCCAAUGUGAAGAUUGAUUACGCUAAUGAACUUGCAGACGAAGACGAAGCCAGUAUUUUGCGAUCGUCGACCGCUGGCUUCGGGGAGUUCAUCUUGACCCUGUUGGGCAAGGUCUUUACUCUGCUUGAGAAUCUGCCCGACGCCAACCAAGUCCGGGGAGGUACGCCGGAAGACAACGUGGUCAACGCCCUACCAGCCGCGCUGUCGCCCUUGUUUGCAUCACUGUCCCCGGAUUUGUUCGACAUGGCCCUCGAAAAGCUUGCUACUUUUGUUUCCAGCCAUGUUGUUCACCAGGCGCGUGACGCCAUGGCAUGGAUCUUGAAUGCCCUUUGCAAGGUGAACCCCGAGAAGACGCUCAAGGUCUUCGUCCCCAUGCUUGUCGUCAACAUUCGCAACGAAAUCGACUACAACCACGCGGCGUCAGAUCGUACCACCGGCACAGACUACCUGCCUCGGGAUCGGGCGUUGGUGUGGCACAUCAGCAUGCUCGCCAUGACCGUGGUGCAUGUGGGCGGCGAAGUUUUGAAAUUCAAGGACCAGCUGCUCGGCAUCGCGGUGUACAUGCAAGAAAAAUGCCGCGGUCUCCCUACGAUUCUUGUCUCCAACUACAUCCACCAUCUGCUACUCAACCUGACCAACACCUACCCGAUUGACCACGCUCUCUAUGAGCCGGAUGUGAUGGACCGUGGCUUGGACAUUGACGACUGGGGAAAGACGACUCCCCCAGCAGAGCUUACGAUUCGGUGGCAUCAGCCAUCUCCUCCAGAGAUUGAAUUCGCCGUCGAACUUUUCGCUUCACAGACAAGAUCGACGGCCGAGCAACUAGAACUCCUCUUCAGUGAUAACCCGCCAGUGAGCAGAGCCGGAAAAAACAAGGAGUGGUCAGACGAGGUUUCACGGCUGAUGCAACAGAUACGGCUGGUCAUAUCGGGCAUGUCAACAAUGUUCGACCCCAAGCGCGCAUCUGGUGAUGAUGGAACCGGCGCCAACGGAAGGACCGGCCGCGCUACUGAUGCUGAAGGUGACGCUGGGAUGGGGGACGACGAUGACAGCUUUGAAGAAGAAGAAGCCGAAGAAGAGGAGCUUCGUCCGCAGUUCAAGUACAAGUCGGGUUAUUUCUUAAAGCCGGACGACCCCGUUUACCGACGAAUACACGACCUUCGCGAUCAGCUUGGCCACAUCCUCACCAAGGCUCACGCAUUCCUCACGGAGAAUCAGGAAGAUGAUGUCAGCUGUUCGACCGCACUUUGCAACGCCUACCGGACUUGGAUUACAGAUGUCGGCAUCGAGCGUUCUGCGCAUCCCCUGGAACGGCAUCUUCGCCUGUACAAGGCGGACAUCUCCGCCUUCAAGAUCAAGGGUCUUCGCAAGGUGUAUCCGCGCCCCUUGCUGAUCAAGAGAGCUGAGGCGUAUCAGCUUCUUCGCCUGAAGCAUAAUGCAUCGGCCCGGCACAAGAGCGACUUGGACAAACGGCUGCUGCUAGAUCUGGCCAAAUCUUGUUUGUCUUUGUACGCAGAUGUCCGAAGAACGGCGCAAACAGCGCAAGAUUCAUCCCUCAAGGUCAUCAUUGGCGGCAAACCACUAGUCUUGCCCGUCAUUCUCAAUGGGCUACGAAAAGCCAUUGACGCGAAUGAUCACGAUCGCAUCAAGGGCGGCAUGUACACGUUGUUUUUCACCUCGCUGCUCAGAACAAUAACUCGAGAUUGGCGGUUUGCGCCUGAUGCCAUGGGCUUGUACAUUGAAACGGCAGGGAUCGACAAACCGUCGAUUCAGAACCUGGGUUCUUCCGCCCUGUACUCGCUCCUGGAGUUUGGCAAGGCCAACGAACGACUCAUCCUUGUCGAUGACGCGGUUCUCAACACUAUCCGACCGUUGGAAGACCCGGUCGAUGCCAUCGACUGCCGGCAUAAAAUCAUACUGGAAAGGAGAAACAAGGUGGAAACAGCAAAAGCUGUAUUGGGAUUGGAGCUCACCAGGAAAGCAAAGGGCGCCCACUGGAAGAUUGCCACGCGAUGCGCAAUCUUUGCUUUGAACCUGUGCCUGCGAUUUGACGACUUGGCUCCGCCAGAAUUCGUCGACCUGGUGGCGAAUGGUACGAUUGAUCCCCACCCCGGUCUCAGGGGGUACUACCUCAAUGCGUUUACGUCACUUCUGGGUGCCAUUGAUAUGCGAGCGGUGUACGGCCACGACUACACGAACUACCUGAUGGAGAAGGAAAUUGGCGACAGGAACAGGAUCGAUGUUCCAGUCGAGAAAGGGGACGCAGAAUUCACCCGCAAGUUCUUGGAAGCGUUCAACGAACCCGGCAGUGCGGAAUACUUGGUCGACUCUGAUCACCCCGGAUGGCUCGUCUGGGGCAGCAAGUUUACGGCCUUUCGGGCCAGACCAGUACCGUUUAAUUCUUACGACGAACUCGAGGCAAAAGUCCGCCGCCAGAUUGGCAGCAUACUGACAAAAGACUGGAUGUCCCAAUGCUUUGAUUACCUGAAACAGGAACCGCGGGAUUCCUCGUUUGAUAGAUUCAGGAUGAGCAAUGUGUAUCUGCUGAUGCAUGUGUUUGAUCUGACGUAUUACGGCAGUACAGACGUCACGCUGAACGAUAUAAAGGAACUGACUGAAGGGGUUUACGGAGAUGGGAGCGACAAGCAUCAACACCGGGCAACAGCCGAAAUCCUGGGCGCCUUGUUGGCGGGCUCCAGCGACGAUCCGGUGGACAUGCGCAACAAGGUGUGGGAGUUUGCAGCGCCCAUGCUCCUCAAAACGCUCAACGACGGGCUGACACCGGAGAACCUGCAAUACUGGCUUCCAUGCAUCCAUCUCAUUCUAGAUUCUCGGGACCCCCGCCGAUCGCGCGAAAUCAUUGAUGGCCUAAGGAGUUUCCGGCUCGACAUGACAUCGAAUGCGGCCUUCAAGGAGUCCUCAAAGGUCCAGUUGCUGGAGUUUGUUCUCGCCGACGGCGGCUGGCAUUUCCGCCGGGAAGAGCCAAUUCUGGACGACUUUCUUGCUCACAUUGACCACCCUUACAAGGCAGUUCGAGAGGCCAUAGGCAAACUGCUGUGCGUCACGUUUCGAACCCGCUACCACGAGUCUUUCGAAAGCGUUCCAAAGCUCAUUGAAGCGAACAAGGCGGCAUCGUCGAUUGGCAUCCGCCCUUACCAGCCAUCCGAAAAGUUGACGGCUGCCAUCAGGGAUGUCUUUGAUCGUCUAGAGAAGUGGCGGCACGAAAGAGAACCUGGGCAGCAGACUCAGUCGUCGUAUACAUCGGGCUCCAAGACUGUUCUCACCUGGCUGGAUUGCGCGCUGUCCUCUAACGAGUGCACCAUGCUGGUCCCGUUCUUCGCCACUCCUUUCAUGGAACAGUUGCUUCACAUGAUGGAUGUCAAAGAGGAUCCCGAGCUGAUGAAGAUUGCCUACCACGUCUACAGGCACCUGCCGAACAUACCUUUCAGGGAGGGUGAGGAUGAAGAGUUCAUCAACGGCCUCAUCAAGAUUGGCCGGUCCGCGUCCAGCUGGCACCAGCGGCUUCGGGCACUGGUCAACAUGCAGGUGGUCUACUUUCGGCGGAUAUUCCUCACGGCAGCCCGCCAGCGCGACGCUCUCUUCAAUGCCGUAUCGGACAUGUUGAGCGAUCCUCAACUCGAGGUGCGCUCGUGCGCUUCCACAACCUUGGCUGGCAUGAUUCGUUGCUCGCCACGACAUAUACGAGACCCGUUGAUUGCGCGGCUGCAGAAGCGGUUCGAGGACGAGCUGCAGCAGAAUCCCAUGCCGAGGAAGAAGCCCAACCUCCCGGGAACGGAGACUCCGGUAAACGUCCACAGACAAAUCACGCGUCGACAUGCAGCUGUUUUGGGACUGGGGGCGCUCAUCGAAGCCUUCCCAUAUGCCACUCCACCGCCAGAGUGGAUGCCGGAGGUUCUGGCUACUUUGGCACGCAAAGCAGCUGGUGAUCCGGGAGUGGUGGGCAAAGCCACAAAGAGCAUCUUGAGCGAGUUCAAGAAGACAAGACAGGAUAGCUGGAGCGUUGAUCAAAAAUACUUUACGCAAGAACAAUUGGAGGAUCUUGAAGGCGUGCUUUGGAAGAGCUAUUUUGCGUAG